AUAGGAAGCUACGUUUCAUUUCCGAGACGCGUUGGCAAUUUCCUAAACACGGGAAGUCGGUCCCUACAUUGACAGUCCAAGGAUAAGAUGUGGUGAAUGCUUUCUAGCUGACAAGCUACCGAAACUGGAAACAUUGGAGACAGUCGGACAUGCGAAGGUCCCCCUAACAUGGAAACAGAGAUGAUUCCGAAAUUUUCAUCCAAGGACGAGGAAAUCGAUUACUGGAAGACACUUUCCCUGAAGUAUAAGGAAAGUUACCAUGACGCCCAGGAGGAGCUGCAGGAGUUCCAGGAGGGCAGCCGGGAGUUGGAGGCCGAGCUGGAGGCCCAGCUGGGCCAGGCGGAGCACCGGCUCCGAGACCUGCAGACGGAGAACCAGAGGCUGAAAAGCGACGUGGACUCCCUCAAGGAGAAGCUGGAGCAGCAUUACUCCCAGAGCUACAAGCAGAUCUCCGUGCUGGAGGACGACCUGGGCCAGACGCGCAGCAUCAAGGAGCAGCUCCACAAAUACGUCCGAGAGCUGGAGCAGGCGAACGACGACCUGGAGAGAGCCAAGAGGGCCACCAUUGUGUCUCUGGAGGACUUUGAGGGCCGCCUGAACCAGGCCAUCGAGAGGAACGCCUUCCUGGAGAGCGAGCUGGACGAGAAGGAGUCUCUCCUGGUCUCGGUGCAGAGGCUGAAGGAUGAGGCCAGAGACCUGAGGCAGGAGCUGGCCGUGAGGGAGCGCAGCACGGACGUGACCGGGAUGUCAGACCCCGGCUCGCCCACCCUGGAGCUCGACAAGACGGACUCGGCCGUCCAAGCCUCGCUGUCUCUCCCCGCCACCCCCGUGGGAAAGGGCGUGGAGCACCCCUUCGUCAGCUCCAAAGCCUUGACCAACGGCUGUGGAAGCUCUCCCCUGACCCCCUCGGCAAGAAUCUCUGCUCUUAACAUCGUCGGUGACCUUCUGAGAAAAGUUGGGGCGCUGGAGUCCAAACUAGCUGCUUGUAGGAACUUCGCCAAGGACCAUUCGGCCAGGAAGAGCUACUCCACAACCAACGGCACCCUCAUCAACAGCAACGCCACCAAGUUCUCCCACUCUCUGCACACCACCUACUUUGACAAGACGACUGUGAAUGGACUGGACAACAGCACUCUGACUGCCAUGGCGUCACCCAGGACUGUGUCCCCCCCUGGCAUGCUGCCACUCAUUGUGUGAGCCCCCCUCCCCCCCUCACUCCACCCACUGUGCCCCCACAUGCAUACCUCCCAAAGCAAGGGAACAGACACAACCCUGGAAUGACCGUUACAUUGUGUCCGGUGUUUCUCUUUUUGAUUGAGAGGGAGAGAUGGUGUGUGAUGAGUGCAUGUGCGCUUGAGUGCAAGAGAGAGGGCGUUUGUGUGUGUGUGUGUGUGUGCCCGCGCGUUUGAGAGAGAAACUUGAAUAUACACACUUGACAUGCCUCACUGUUUGCAGCUGUAAAUGUUCCCAUUAGUCUGCGUGUGCCCGGGUUGUGAGUGUGUGGGUCGACCGCACACAGACACGUAGCCUGCCUGCUAAGACCUCCAAGUCUCCAAGUGGUUCCAGGAUGCCCCACUUCCACAUAUCUGCUCAAACCACUCCACCUGACAAGAGUCUUCAGUUAGACCGCAAAACAGCAAGAAGGAUCGUUCUGUCUUAUUUACCUGUUCAGUUUGUUGCACAGCCUAAGAUCAUUUCUACGUAGCAUAUGUUAUAUGAGA
Molecule: messenger RNA, 1721 nt
Organism: Osmerus eperlanus (European smelt)
Lineage: Eukaryota; Metazoa; Chordata; Actinopteri; Osmeriformes; Osmeridae
Gene: ndel1b
Product: nudE neurodevelopment protein 1-like 1b
Exons: 9
Coding region: 169-1197 (342 amino acids)
Biological process (GO): regulation of neuron projection development; establishment of mitotic spindle orientation; chromosome segregation
Cellular component (GO): centrosome; kinesin complex; kinetochore
Molecular function (GO): microtubule binding
Source: RefSeq, a predicted model, not a curated record